Manduca sexta (tobacco hornworm) is the source of this 683-nucleotide messenger RNA. RefSeq lists its product as uncharacterized. The record is from RefSeq and is a predicted model, not a curated record. The transcript has 4 exons. Bases 111 to 401 code for a protein of 96 amino acids. NCBI's taxonomy places the organism in Eukaryota, Metazoa, Arthropoda, Insecta, Lepidoptera, Sphingidae.
GAAGCCAAUUGAUUUAAAUUAGAAAAAAACGUAAAGUAGUUCAUAAUUACCUCUGCAAAUUUUUAUCAUUAUCAAGCGUUUGUAACUAAUUAUAAAUUGUAUGGAAAUCCAUGGGUGCCUAUAUAGAAGCUCACUUUGAAGUAUACUUUAGUGAACCACCGGCCAAAAUGAUUGGUGGAAUAUUCGUUUUAUCCCUCUUCGCUUUUGCGUAUGCUCAAGUGCCGUACGCAGAUUUCGCAGACAAAAUCGACGAUGCUGUGAAACAACUGGAAGAUCAAAUACUAUCUAUGGCUGGUAAUAUUCCAAACAUCACCGAUUCUAGAAGACACUACGCCGUUCUGUUGACUCAUAUAGCUCUAGUUGCUGCUUCAAUGGCGGCCGACGGCGGGCACGCCGAAUAAAGAUUGCAGUCAACUGAUUGAUCAAGCUGUGAAAGAUGACCCUUCAAAAUACGAAAUGCAAGCUGAAAUGACGUUCGUUGCUGGCACGGUAGCUGUAGAAUUACUUAAAGCAGACUUCAUAACAGUCGCCAAACAUCACGAUGAAAUGGACUAUUUACUUUCCAACAUGGAUGCUCUCACGGAUUUGGUUUUAAGCUUGGAAGACUUCUUUUUAUUAAUUCUCAGGAGACCACGUAAUGCGUAAUUAUGGUUUAUGAAAAAUUAAAAGCUUGUGGAAGAUGA